AUGGUGAUAAACCGGAACCUCGGGGUUUACCCUACUGUUUUUGUAUGUGUUUGUUUACCCAUCUUUAGGAUUUCCCCUUCCGUUUUUCUCGUUUUUGAUUUGUUUUUUCUUUUGCCUCUUCUGAAUUUAUUAAAAGGUAGAAUUUACCCCUUUCUUUUUUUAUUUUCGGCUUUGUGUAGACAAUUAACAUUUAUGGCGGUGAAUGGCAGCGGUGAUUAUUACCAUGGCCUUCGCAUUUAUCCCUUGCGCGAUGUGCUCUCACGUGUGCCCCUGCCCUCUCUCUGCCCGCUGUCGGGAGUGUCACAGAAGUGGCGCUGUGUUAUUGUUCCAAAAAUUCAGGAGGCGAAGUCGCAAGACGCGGCAGAAGAAGAAAUUCUACGGUUUCUCGACAAGAAUAUUCCUUGUCUUCUUGGUCGGUGGCGUAGCGCUCCCGUUCACAGCGCUGUUGGCAGAGAUGGCAUGAAGUUUGUGAGGGAUCCGCGCUGGAACACAUUUCCCAAGCCAAAAAUAGCGUUCAAGGCGGGCUGGGCCGGUCCUGGCACUCGUAUGGAGUCACCCGAGUACCACCAGCUUGUUUCCUCCUUUGGUGAAAUAUUUGAUCACAGGGAUGCGACAUCACCGCAGAGAAGGAAAGAACCCGAAGUUCAUGUGGAUGACAAUGAAUUGGAGGAGGUUUUGGAUGAUGUCUCGGCGCCGAACAUUCUAAACUUGCAACUUUUUCAUCGCCAAGAUACUUCCAUCUGCCCACCGAUUCCAGUGCUGGGAGAAAAAUUGAUCUGGCCCCUGUUUUUGGAGGAUGGUGCUACUUGUGACAAUGCAAUGCGCCUGUCGCAGCGUGGCGCAGUGACAUGGUGGCACCUUGAUGACUCGGGGGAAUUUGUGGAACAAACUGCGUUGUCCCUGUGCGUUUCGGAGCACACGGUGACUCCUCCUCCGUUGGCAAAUUUGCCACAGAGCCAACUGGCAUACUUUGAAUCCAUUGACCGGGAAUUAUUCAGUGUGGAUGAGUUACCAGGGUGUGUUCCCGUGAAGCUUUUUCUGUAUGGACCAAAGGAAAGCUACGAUUGGUUUAUGCACGAUGAUGAGUCAAGUACUUCAGGGAAGGUGGCGGCAUUAAACAUAUUUGCCACACCAGAUGAGGCGCUUCCAAAUGAUGCGACGCUUUUGCCGAUUAUUCACGUGGCUGUCUUGGAAAGUGGCGGUCGUCCACUUAUUUCUCCUCCGAACAUUCCCCACAUUGUGAUCACCCUCAAUGACUGUGUCAUGGUCGAGCAACGCCGAAUUGCCUACCUUUUUUUGGAUGAAGUAUCUUACUUUUUGCAGAAGUGCGCCUUUUGGAGUGGAAACCCGAUCAUAUAUGAUCACAUUGAAAAGGAGCUACAAGAUGAAUCUUUUGUUGCUGGGCAACUUAUUCCCAGUAUGAUGCGUCUGUUCCAGGAACAUGAUGCUCUUAAUCCAUACGACGAAAUUAUUAGACGCCGCGUAGUCACGUCGCUUUUAACCAUUGCCAAACAUGAGAAACACUACAACCUGUCGCCGGACUCUAGACGCUCACUGGAGACUUUACUCUGUGGCGGCAGCGCAGAGAUGAGUGCCAUCCUUCAGCAGUUGACUUUGUACGGAAUGCGUGUCGUUUCCCUUGAGGAGCGCUUGAAAGGGUACUGGGAUGUGCAGCAGUAUUGGCCGAAGCCUGGAUGCGUACUGAAGGCUCCGCUAGUGACACCGCCACAUUUGCUUUCAAGGGAUCUUAUGGCGAAGGGUCACGGUGUCGAUUGGUUUCUCCCUGUUGUCUACGUCUCGUCCUCGCCUGUGUUUGGAUCAGAGAAGACUGCGAUGGAGGAUGUCGCUGCUGAGUACUUCUCUAUGGCAGGGCUUGCGAGGAGGCGAGGCGAUCUGCUGGCCUUUCUCCGGACACAUGGGAAAGAGAGAGACGAGCUACUGGACGAGCUGUUUUGA
This is a messenger RNA of Trypanosoma cruzi, 1956 nucleotides long. RefSeq lists its product as uncharacterized. Bases 1 to 1956 code for a protein of 651 amino acids. The record is from RefSeq and is a predicted model, not a curated record. NCBI's taxonomy places the organism in Eukaryota, Euglenozoa, Kinetoplastea, Trypanosomatida, Trypanosomatidae. The transcript has a single exon.